UCGCCACAGCUACUUCCCCUGUUGUGAUCUUCUGUUAAGGAGGUUGAAAACUAUGUUCUAGUUGGCGGGAAAUGACACAUCAACAUGGAAAACUGGACGAUCUCUAGGGCUUCCUUUUAUGGAGAAAGUCUGAAAAGGAAAAAUCUGAGGCUUGUGGAGGAGAAAGUGGAGAAACGAGUGAAGGAGUUUAAAAAAUAUCCUUUACCAGAAAAAUAUCAGAACAGAAUAACUGGGCCUUCAACAGGCUGGGAAUCCUUCUUCAGACAGCAGGAGGCUUUUUCUUACGCUAGGUCUAGAUUUAAAGACCUACAUGUGUUUGCCUUUGAGAGUGACUUCUUUGACAAAGGUCAAGGGCAGAGGAUGUAUGUUGCUGUCAGUUACCCCGUAUUCUGGCACACAUAUAGUCAGCUUGCCCCAAAUCAAAGGCAUCAUUAUGAAGUUAUUCCAGAAGGGUCAGUGUGUAAGUUGUAUUUUGACCUGGAAUUUACUUGGAAGUUUAACCCAGACCGUGACGGAUCAUCCAUGACCAGCUUACUUAUACAGUAUGUGUGCUGUUGGAUGAAGCAUAUCUAUAAAAGAGAUUGCCCAAAGGAGCAGGUGAUUGAGCUGGAUGCAAGCACAGAUUCAAAAUUCAGCCGACACCUGAUCUUCCAGUUGCCAGCUGCAGCAUUUAAAGACAACAGACAUGCAGGUAAUUUUGUGUCGUAUAUUUUUGGAAAGUUGUCCAAGUACUUGAGGCAUGAUUACUUUGGUUUGGAAUGUGAUGAUGACACUGAGGAAGAGCAAAAGCCAGAAACACAGAACUUUGGCAUUGAAAUUGAUGACAAAAACUCAGAUGAAGAAAGAAAAACUGUUUGUCUCCUUGAUAAGAGGAUAACUGUACAGAAUGGGACAAAGAAUAUGACUCCAGAAAAAGCGAAGGAACAUCCAAAGGAUAUAGCUCCUCCCACCAGUGAAGACAAAUUCUCCCAGAUCAUUGACAGCUUUGGGCUGACUGAUCUUCACACACUUUUUGUGAAAAACAAACAUGGGGAAACCAUAUUGUUCUGUGAUACAGGAGUGUACACCAAAAACAGAAAUUUUCGGCUAUUUUUGUCCAGCAAGUUGAAGAAGAACAAUCCAUUGGUUGUCUCCCCUGAUAACACAUAUGGGAAGUCAGAACAGCUCACUCAGGAGCAGUUAUUCAUGGAUUGCUUGAUCAGUAAUGUGCAAUACAGCAGCAAAUUGAAGAUUCUGACAUUUGAAACUCAGAACGGGUCACAAAACAGGCAGCUAUUUUAUAGUCAGAAUACAGACAGAUCAGUGGCAUCACAGAAAGGCUUCCUUGAAGGUUACCAGAAAUCACCCUACCCAGAGAUUGAUGACUUCAUCAGUGGCCAGCUGAGUCAGGAUGGGGUGAGAGGCGCAAUCCGACACUGGACCUACUUCAGCCAGGGGGAGCUGUUGGUCUACGACAUCGCCCACUACAGGUGGUGUGACAACGUGCAGCGCCACCACAAGAGUAACAACAUCAUGUUUAUAGCAGACCUGUUGCAGGGUGUGUACUAUCAGAAGUGCCAUGACCCGGAGUGUCGCUCUCAGAACUACAAGUCGGCAGAUCGACCCCUUCCUGAUUAUGUCCUUCCAGCUUAUUACUUUAGGGAUGAUGAAGACCACAGCAUAUUCCAGGAGUCUGGUGAUGGUACCCCUAAGGUUGGGGAUGGUAUGGAAGAGGUGCGUCAAGGGGGUAAAGUGAAUAAUACUGUGGACGAGCAGAUUGAUGCGUCUGCAAACCUCGCUGAUGCUUCAGUCAAGCAGCAUCAAAGGGAAAUCAAUGAUGGUGAAGUAAGCAUUGAAAAUGUUGGGACUGUAAACAGAGGUGAAGAACACAUGGCCAAGAGAAAUGAGGCAAUGCUGGAGAACAGUGAAGCAAUGGUAGAGCAUAAAAGGAUAAUACAGGAUCACAAGCAAGGAGUGCUGAAGCACAAAGAAGCAAUCUUGGACCACAGUGAUGCAGUUCUGAAAGCAAAUGAUGCAGUGCUGAAGCAAAGAACUAAACAUCAUACUGUUGGAAGGGAUUACGGAGAUGAAAGGAAGGAUGAUGUGACAUUGGCAAAACAGAAAGAUAGCCAUGAUCAGAUGACUGAUGCCUGUGGACUGUGGAAUGAUGGCCUCAGUGAUGAUGAAGAGCUGGUCACGUCAGUUCUGCUGGCUGAAGAACAAAUGGGAGAUACAAACUUAUGGAAAGGGGAGAACUCAGACAUGACCGACUCAGAAUUAAUGGCUGCUGUUCAGAUGGUUAUACAAUCAUAAUAGGUAUUGACUAACUGAAUUAUCAGUCAGGUUUGUUAAGGGAUAUUUUUUAUUUUCUUUAAUGAAAUGUUAAUUGUUAUGGAGAUUUGUUAAGAGUAUAUUGCAUGAGAGACAAGCUGGCCAUAAAUGUGGCCUGGGAAUGACCCAAAAAGUCUGUUUCAUGAAUAUUUCAGUUUGUAUAUUGGUAUCUCUUAGUCACAAAUUUAAUGAAAUUUUACAUAUGUAGAGU
Liolophura sinensis is the source of this 2521-nucleotide messenger RNA. RefSeq names its product DNA-directed primase/polymerase protein-like. Gene Ontology annotation, biological process: error-prone translesion synthesis; mitochondrial DNA replication; replication fork processing. The record is from RefSeq and is a predicted model, not a curated record. The coding region runs from base 85 to 2292 and encodes 735 amino acids. Gene Ontology annotation, molecular function: DNA-directed DNA polymerase activity; chromatin binding. Gene Ontology annotation, cellular component: mitochondrial matrix; nucleus. The transcript is spliced from 14 exons. NCBI's taxonomy places the organism in Eukaryota, Metazoa, Mollusca, Polyplacophora, Chitonida, Chitonidae.